UACAUAUAUUCCAUAUGAAUUAAAAUAAACGUUCACAUUUUAAUAGAUAUUUGGCGAGUUGAAUUAUUUAUGAAUUACCUUACUAUUUCUUUACUAGUUCUUUAAUCAUUUUGAUCCUUCUUCUCCUUUCAAAUUAAUCCUAACAAAUGAAUUUUUAUCUUUGUCCUCAAGUUUUGCGUUUAUCUUCAGAAUACUUGUAAUACCUAUACUUGUAAUGUAAAAAGUUUUCAAUUAUUAUGAGAUAUAAGUUUCUGUGUCCAUUACAUUUUCAUGUAUGCGAAUGAAACAUACGGAUGAGAUGAGAUGAACACUCGUAGACAUUUAUUCAAUGGAACAUUUAUGACAUCGUUGUCCUUUCGAUUUCGUUUUGCUUUUGUUUCCCUGCUUUAUAUUUGCUUGCGAACAGAAUCUAGAAUAAAAUAGUACGUUUUGUUUCUACAUUUAUAAUUUAUUAUUGUCUUUCUAACUGAUAGAUUGUAUUAUUUAUUAGGUUUUUUGCUACGAUGUAUGUUAAUUUCAUUUUAAAAAACUUAUACAAGAUUUUAGACAAUCCAAUAAUUACUGUAUUACUAUAACCAUAUUUCUUAAGUUUUUUGUGCUGAAAGAGAGUGUAUAUAUUCUCGGAAUGCUAAAAUAAAAUUUUACUUAUAAGAAGUAAACGGUAUGUUAAAAUAAAGUAUUAUUUAUAAAUUGUGUACAAAAAGAUAAAAGAAGACGGUAGUAUCAGGCAUAUAAAAUUAACGGUUGAAAUAUGCAGGAACGAUCAAAGAGUGACGAAACCAAUGAUGUUAAGUAAGGUGAAGGUUUCAGUAGAAUCUUUGACAUAAGUGAAGGAAAUUAUAUGAUACAUAAAAACUAAUACAUAAAACAUAUAAAAUGUAAAAACCAAUACAUAAAAAUACAUAAAAAUAUAUGAAAACGAAUACAUGAACUGUAACGUAUAUGCAAAUAUAGUGAUGAAUAUUUCAUCUCUUCUUGUUCUGAUAGGAUAACAAGAAUAUAUAAUACAACUUUGAGAGAUGGAAUUUAGUAUGCUCGUUCGCAAAUUGCCAUCGUCAUUGGUUUAAUAAUGUUGAAACAAACGGUAGCUUACGUUAGCACAUUAAUAUUGCUACCAAUAUCGGACUCACACACUGUACAGUUUUGUACAGUUUGAACCUUGCACAGUGAGGUAUUUGUCCGAUUUAGCUGGCCAAAAGUCACUUUCGUUAAAUCUGUUCUAGACAUAAACAAAUUGCUAUCUGGUAAAGAUAAAUAGUUAGAGAGUUAAUAAUAUGCCAUUUUUGCUUCUUGCAACGUUGCUAUGCAACGAUUCUAUCAAUCAGAAUUGGAGCAUCUGUAACAGUAAAACGUAUGUUUCUUCGGCGUUCUUGAGAUAACCGAUUUUCAAAAGUUGUAUCUUUACAGUUGAAAGUGAUUAAUUAUGGAUAAUCUUAAAGCAGAUUGAAAACUAUCAUGUUUAGGUUAAUUAUAAAGUCAAUUUUAAUAUAACUAGAAGGAAUUUAUUAAACUUCAGGGUACGUCCCGGCAUUUAUGAGAUAAAUGUGAGUUAUAUAAGAUGAGUUUCCAAUUUGAUGUCAUUUCCCAAGCAAUCUGCGCAGUUAUAUAAGAAGUAUAAAUGAGAUAGGAUAGGAAAUUAUGUCACAGUAUUGUGGAAUUUACGUAUAUUACUUUGUGAUAAAAGUUUCUAAUCCAUUGCGUACUCCAUCAGUUUCGUUCAACGAGAGCGAAUGAGGUGGAUUUAAAUACUAUAUCGCCGCUGGAAUGAUUAGUUUAGAUUCAGUGGUGAGCGAGGAAAGCACUUCAGGAAGCUAACGUGUUGCACGAUCACCAUUCUUAAACGAAGGCGCACAGAACGUUGUUAAGCGUUUAUGUGACUGACUAAUAAAAAUUGUGCAGGACUAGUGUUACCCAUUUUUGCUAUUCGACCAUCCGGACGCUGUCUCCAGCUGAACUGACGAGCACACCGUUAACAAUAAACCGACUUAUUAACAAACAAUGGUGAAACAAAUGGUAGCUUACGUUAGCACAUUAGUAUUGCUGCUAAUAACGGAUUCGUACAGUUUUGUACAGUUUGAGCAUACCUGUUCUGCGUUGAAACAAUGUACAUCAAAUACGGAAAAUUAUUUUGACAAGUGGGCAGAUCCAAAAGACACCUCAGAUAUUAAUUAUUAUAACGAACAUCAUUCUAUACAUCAGGAAGUAUUUUAUCCUAUCAAUUUACCAUUAUUACCCAUACUUUUUGCUCGGUCAGAAUAUCUGCCAAAUGGACAAUGCAAGGAAGAUUCACGACUGUUCUUCAACGAGUUACGAAAUGAAACUUUGUGGGCCGUGCAAAUGUUCGAUUCUUCAUCAAAAUAUCCGGAUGGGAUAUUGUACGGUAAUACGAGGCAUUUAGGUAAUUUUGAUGAAUGUUACAAUUUGCAAGUUGAUGUUAGAGAAAAUAGCGGCAACGAUAAAAUUACUGGUAGAUAUUGUUUAGUCGAUCUUCAGUAUCAAAGGAAAAAUGCAUCAGUGUCUCGUAACAUUGUUCGUAAGCCAUUUAUAUCAGAUUUCGAUCCAAAAGGAACUUUCUGGGACGCGAUAGAGGUAUAUGAAAGAGGAAAUCCUUAUCGCAUUCGUCGAUAUUUCCUGCAAUUAGCUCUUUGCGUACCAUCAGCUUGUAGUGCAGAAGACGUGGAAACAGUGUUAAAGAGCUCUAUAGAAACGAUCAAUAAGAACAAUAACAUCGAGAUACAGAUAACAGUUGACAAAAAUUUUUGCCAAGCGGCUGUAGAAGCAUCUAAUUCUGUUGCUGGCGAAAGGAUUUAUUGCAUUUUAAUGUUGAGUUGGCUGAUUUUAAUAAUCGUUGCAACUUGGUUUGACAAUGAAUUGGAAAAUAAUGAAUCAAGUAUGUCAGGGUUUCGAAAGACUAUACUCUGCUUCUCAGCUCGGAGAAAUUGGAAAAAUAUUUUUCAACAUAAUUACUUUGAUCCAGGGAUGGAUAGCAUACAUCUAUUGCGAUUUUUGUGUAUACUUAUUAUAAUACACAUACAUUUUCUGUUCGAAGUCAUCGUUAUUCCGAUGAAUAAUUUCUCCUAUAUUGAAAAAGUUGUGGUCAACCCAUUGGCUAUAAUCAUUACAAAUGGAUUUGUGCUGACAGAUAUAUUCCUUGGUAUAUCUGCUGUUCUAGUCACAUAUCAGUUACUAAAGAACCUAGAUCGACAGAAACGACUCAAUUUUUUCACCAACAUUCUAUUUAGAUAUUUCAGAUUAACGCCGUCUUACAUGACAGUAAUCUUUUUUCAUGCUUGGGUCUUGCCACAUCUCGGUUCGGGACCUUUUUGGAAGCAUGAAAUCGAGCAAGAGAGCACACGAUGUGCCACUAAUUGGUGAACUAAUCUGUUAUACAUCAAUAAUUAUGUAAAAUCAACAGAACUUUGUAUGUUUCAAUCAUGGUAUUUAUCUGUCAAUUUUCAAUUUUUCAUUCUUAAUCAAUUUAUAAUUUACGCAUUCUGGCGCAUGUCACGUAAAAUCGGAUACUUCUUCCUCGGAACGCUAACGUUUGCUAGUUGUCUGAUACCAUUUAUUGCAGCAUAUUCUUAUGGUGCAGUACCUGUCUUGAUGUACUACUGCACAAUAUUAAGUCAUUUUAACUUUUUCAGCGCGCAUAAACUAGAAGAUAUAACUUAUUUUCUUGAAUAUUAUAUAAAAACACAUAUGCGUGCACCUGGAAAUCUCAUUGGUGUAAUCGCUGGUGCAAUACUUUAUGAUCAUGGAAGAAUAAAAUGGCGACUGUCAAAAUUCUGGUCACACAUACUGGUGAUACCGUUGCCGGUGAUUAGAAUCGCUGCUUUUCACGUAUGGACACAUAAACUCUUUAUACCAUAUGGUAAUUGGUCAAUUUUUGAAAAUGCAUUUUAUGCAUUGUGGUUUAGAUUGAUACCAGCAUUGUGUAUCUGCACAAUGAUAGUUGUACUAUCUACUGGUAGCCAAUUAGAAUUGUAUUAUAAUUUUUUUACUCCUCGCUGGGCUCAACCAUUGGCAGUAUUGACUUACGGAGUCUAUCUCAUCGCUGAUACAUUCCACGUUUUUCACAUUGGACAAACCAGAAGUGCCAAAAUGUUUUCCUGUUUUAAUGUAAUGUGGGAAACUAUGCCGAUUUUAAUUACAUCUUUUGCGGUCUCUUUUUUCAUCACGAUAUGCAUCGAGAUGCCAUUUAGACAAUUGGCAAAACAGUUCUACUCUUCGAAGAAACAAUAAUACUGAUAACAAAUAGUAAUAAAAAUUGUUCAUUCUUGUUUUUUAUAUUUGAUUGUCAUGACCCACCUAAAUUAUUAUAAUAGAAUAGUAAUAAGAAGAGAACGAAGGCAAUGAUAUAUGAAAAUCUUUGCGGCAUAACAAUGUACUUUAAUUACGUUAUUUUCACGAACCCACAAAAAUGUCCCUCUUUGAUUUUGACUUGAAGUAUGUGUAAUGCACAUAAAAGUAAUGGAGACGUAUUUUUGUUUCUAUAAGUGAUCAUACUCAGUUUUGUAGGAGAUAAAAUACCACUGUGACAAAAAUUAUGUUUUAAGUAUUCAGAAAUAAAUGAUUUCUUCAA
Molecule: messenger RNA, 4582 nt
Organism: Ooceraea biroi (clonal raider ant)
Lineage: Eukaryota; Metazoa; Arthropoda; Insecta; Hymenoptera; Formicidae
Product: nose resistant to fluoxetine protein 6-like
Molecular function (GO): acyltransferase activity, transferring groups other than amino-acyl groups
Source: RefSeq, a predicted model, not a curated record